Messenger RNA from Sesamum indicum (sesame), 2317 nucleotides. RefSeq lists its product as uncharacterized. Lineage: Eukaryota; Viridiplantae; Streptophyta; Magnoliopsida; Lamiales; Pedaliaceae. The record is from RefSeq and is a predicted model, not a curated record.
UCGGUUUUCCCCCCUCCCCUUUUUUCUCUCCCUCUCUCUCUCUCUAAAAUCUCAAUUUUCUCUCUCUAAGGUUUUGUGAAUUGUAUCACAGUCGAAUUGAAGAAGUAAUAAGAGAAGUAAUCCAACAAUGGUUGACAAAUCGAGGAAGCGGAAGAAGGGUUCAAUCAGCGAAGAAGACGUAUCCACUCUCCUACAGAGGUACUCCGUGAAUACGGUGCUGGCGUUGCUGCAAGAGGUGGGGCAGGUGGCCGGAGAGAAUAUUGAUUGGCAUGAAAUGGUGAAGAAUACCGCCACCGGAAUUUCCGGUGCGAGGGAAUACCAGAUGUUGUGGCGUCAUCUUGCGUAUGGAGAAACCCUAAUCGAUCAAUUUGAUCAUGACGCAGACCUUAUGGAUGAUGAUAGUGACUUAGAAUAUGAGCUGGAAGCUUUUCCUGCUGUUGGCCGUGAAGCUUCAGCUGAGGCUGCUGCAUGUGUUAAAGUUUUAAUUGCUUCUGGUUAUCCAAAUGAUACCCAGCUCCCGAACAACUCAACUAUUGAGGCACCAUUGACUAUAAAUAUACCCAGCAGCAAGGCAUUGACGAAUCCUUCAGAUAGUUCACUUCUUGCUAAUGCAAUGCACGGCACAAAUAUCAGCAUCCCUGUUUCUGUACAAAAACAACCAUUGUCUUCUGGAAUAUGUGGUGAAAAAAGGCCCAACAAUGGCACAUCAGGACUUAAUAUGCCUCCUCGUAGAAAAAGAAGGGGCUGGUCUACUGAAGAGGACAUGAAACUGACAGCAGCUGUAGAGAAAUAUGGAGAACGAAAUUGGGCUAAUAUAGCCAGAGGAGAUUUCAAGAAUGACAGAAAAGCAUCCGAGCUAUCUCAGAGGUGGGCCAAUCUCAGAAAAAAACAGGGCAACUUGAAAGUGGGUACAAGUUCACAACUUUCUGAAACUCAAUUGGCUGCUGCUCAUCGAGCCAUGUCCCUAGCCCUAAAUAUGCCAAUGGGAGACAAUUUGAAGGGAGCUUCUCAAAUAAGUACUGUUGGAAUGAAAUCCCAGCAGCAAUCUCAGAAAGCUUCUACGUCACCCACAGAUCAACAGUUGGGAAGAGCAGGGCCUCCAAAAUCUCAGGUGCCGACGAAAAGGCCAACAAUGAACCCUAAUUCUACCCCAGAUUCAAUGGUGAAAGCUGCUGCAGUUGCUGCUGGGGCUCGUAUAGCUACCUCCGCUGAUGCUUCUUCACUAAUUGAGGCUGCAAGGUCACAAAAUGUUGUGCAUAUCACAACUGGAGGCAGUUCCGUGAUGAAAUCCUCCACUACAAGUAUUACAAAUCAACUGCCAAGUAAUGUACACUUCAUUCGCAAUGGCCUGGCAAAGGCACCUAUUUCCACUUAUUCUGCUGCUAAACCAAACAUCUCGCGACCUGGUGAAGCUCAGCAAGCACAAGGUCAUCUUAUAAAACCUGCAGCAUCUGCAGUUCAGUCUAAACCAGUGGUAACUGCCACAAUGCUGAAUGUGACAUCUCGGGUGGAAAAUGGUACAGCAUCCACAACGUCAAUUACACUUCCCAAAACUUCUGAAGGUGCAGUAGUUUCUGCUUCAGCUACCGAGAAACAAGAGCUUCUCCAAAGAGAUCAAGAUACUGAUCAAGAUGCUAUCUGUUGCUGUGAUCCAGAGGAACGAUUACCUGUAAAUCAAUCAGCUGCACCAGGCAAUCAAUCAGAAGUUGGAAAAAGUCAAUCUUCUGCCUCGUGUAAUGCUCCGGAAGAAAACACUCGGGAAGACCAAACUUCUAUUUCCCUCUCAGACCUAGUUGGUCAAAGACAGGAUGAUCAAGUCGCUUUGCCACUGCCCGAAGCAGAAGGCAAUGGUACAAAAAACACUGAGAACCAAUUUGCAAACAAAGAAAUCCAUGAUAAUCCUGUUCCAAGUGAGAGGCACGAAGAUUUACCGAGCGUAGAUGAAAGUGAAAAGUCCAAGUAAUGUAAAAUGCAUUGCACAGCAGGAGACGGUGGAGACUAAACUUGCCAUGUAUGAAAUCUUUGUUUAAUGCAUUCUUCAAGUGACUGAUUUUACUGUUGCCGGUUUUCCGGUCUGUAUAUAGCUGUGAAGAAAAGCUUCAUACAUUCUGGAAAAAAGCCCCUGAAGCCUAGAUAGUGAUUGCUUAUCCUAUCCAUUUUCAAAUCUCUUUGCAGCUUCUGGUAAUGGAGGAUCUCCAUGCUGGCUUCUUGGGUGCAGUAGUUCUUUUGCCCUGAAUCCUCCAUUAUGGAAGGAACAGUAGUCAGUAGUCACAUGAUAAUAUUCACUUGGGCUAUCAAAAUCAGUGAAGCCUGAAAA